CAUGCGUGAGCAUCCACGUCACACAUGAGCCCCCAAAGCUGAAUCCAAUUGUAGGUAGACUCCGAAGGCCACAAAGUAAUAUUAUAUAUUUAUAUCAUUCUUCCACGUUGACUCCAUUCUCAAAACCAAAGUGCUCUCCUUAUCCCAAUCCAAUCCAUAUGAUUCAGAUUGCAUGGCAAAUACUAGCCACCUAUUCCACCCUCCUCCUCCCUCACCGAUUUUUGACUUCGAAAAUAUUGACCAAGAACCCAAAUGCCCAUCCCAAUAGGUAAUAGUAUUCUUGGUCAACCCCUGUACAAAAAUCCAAGAAGUCCACCCCGGGGUUUACCACCCUCUCUCUUCAUAUAACUACAGACACAUGAGCUCCAAUUCAAACAUCCCUAGCUCGAGAUACAGAAGAACGCUCGACCAAGCAUAAACGCCAACCACCUGCCGGAUUCCGGUGAACAUGAGCCGAACGCAAGAAGGCGCCGCCACCGCCGGUGAGAGGAAGUACAAAGGGGUGCGUCGUCGGAAAUGGGGGAAAUGGGUGUCGGAGAUCCGGGUCCCGGGAAGCCACGAACGCCUGUGGCUCGGCUCCUACGCUACCCCGGAGGCUGCAGCGGUGGCCCAUGACACCGCCGUGUUCUUCCUCAGAGGGCCUGACUGGUCGCAAGGUCUCAAUUUCCCCGACCGCGUCGCAACGUGUCCAUGGACUGGCUUGUCGCCGACGUCGAUACAGAGGGUGGCGUCGGACUCCGGGAUGGCGGUCGACGCGCAGUUGGCGGUCCGAGUGCCCCAAGCCCAAAUGCAGCCGCCGGCACAGAGAGCUGAGGUUGGUGCAAUGGAGGAUGUCAAUGGGAGAGAGGGUGGAGAGCAUGGUUAUUUGUAUGAGGGGAGUGAACUUGGAGGAGAUAUAUGCAAUGAAGACAUGGAUAUCAUCUAUAUGUAGAAUCGCUAUCAGAAGUUAAACUUGGAGAUGAAGAGCUACACUUGACACCAUUUGACAAGUUCGAUUCCUGGUUUUUAAGGAGGGAAGAAGCCUAUACUGAAAGGUCUUAUUUGAUCCACUUCAAGUGGGGGGAAAUAUGCUAUGACUUUUGUUAUUUGAAAAAAAUGGUUAGAAAUUUUUUUUCCUAGAAAAAGAAUCCUGAGAUACUGCUCUUGCUGUUUCUUAAUAUCUGGAUGGUUCAGAACUUUGAUCGCUUGAAGACUUUUUGACUGUUUCCUGCUUCCGUUUCAAACUCAGCAUCUGGUGACAUAAAAAAAAAAGAAAAGAAGAGAAAAACGUGGCUUUCGGGAACUUGUGGUGUACAUCACUAGCUAUUAUUUCAAGUACGGAGAAGUGGGAGAGGAUCUAUCCAAUGAAAAUUUUUGACUACUAGUGGCUUAGCUUUUUGUACAGGUAGAAAUCCAAAGACUUGCAUGCAUAAGAGGUCAAGCUUUUAAGGAUCAAUUCCUUGGAUAGAGGCAGGAUUUGAUUAGGGAAUAAACCGUGAAUAAAGUUUCAAAUACACCUUAUAAUUGUCAAAAUAAUCUUUAAAAAAGUGGACAUAAGCAAUAUAUAAUCACACCACUAGACCUAAGCUCUAUUAGGCUGUGAGGAAGUCCAAACUGCUGGAUUAGCAACAACUAGUUGGCAAAACCAAAUCUAUGAGUUUAAUUUCCCUC
This is a messenger RNA of Phoenix dactylifera (date palm), 1650 nucleotides long. The record is from RefSeq and is a predicted model, not a curated record. NCBI's taxonomy places the organism in Eukaryota, Viridiplantae, Streptophyta, Magnoliopsida, Arecales, Arecaceae.